Anas platyrhynchos (mallard) is the source of this 2640-nucleotide messenger RNA. RefSeq names its product glutaredoxin 5 (gene GLRX5). NCBI's taxonomy places the organism in Eukaryota, Metazoa, Chordata, Aves, Anseriformes, Anatidae. Gene Ontology annotation, cellular component: mitochondrial matrix. The record is from RefSeq and is a predicted model, not a curated record.
GCGGGCAGUUGGUGCGGGCGGUGGGGGCCGAGGCAGGAUGAGCGGCUCGCUACGCGCCGGCCUGCGCCUGGCCGGGGGCGGCUGGGCAGCGCGGGGCUGGGCCGGGCGGCGGCUGCUGAGCCAGGCGGCGGCCGAGGGCGGCGGGGCCGAGGGGGGCGGCUCGGGGUCGGGCACGGGGUCGCGGGAGGCGGUGGAGCGGCUGGUGCGGGCGCACCCGGUGGUGGUGUUCAUGAAGGGCAGCCCGGAGCAGCCCCUCUGCGGCUUCAGCAACGCCGUGGUGCAGAUCCUGCGGCUGCACGGCGUCGAGGACUACCGCGCACACGACGUGCUGCAGGACCCCGACCUCCGCCAAGGAAUAAAAAACUACUCAAACUGGCCCACCAUCCCACAAGUGUACCUCAAUGGUGAAUUCGUUGGUGGCUGUGAUAUACUCCUCCAGAUGCAUCAGAAUGGAGAUCUUGUAGAAGAGCUGAAGAAGUUAGGAAUCCGCUCAGCACUUCUGGAUGCAGAAAAAGACCAAGACAAAAAGUAAAACAAGCAAAAAAAAGAUGCUGUGAUAGGAAUAAGGAAAAACUUCAAUAAGAACUUGUUACCAGUAAAGCCUUAUGUACUUCAGCUCAAAGAAGGCAUCUUCUUUGGCAUUUUUUCACUAAGGCAUCUUUUCACUAAGAUUUAUCAGUGGCUGUCUCUUAGCUCAUGGUAAAUGUAGUGAUCUCAGUAUUUUGGUUUAUGGAUAUUGUUGUGAAAAUGAGUAUAACCACUGCACUGUAAAGCAUACAUUUGUGGAAAUCAUGUUUAAAAACAAGUACACUUCUGAAAACAUUCUUUUGAUUGAGGGCAGGAGUAAACCAAAAGAAUUAAUAAUUUUAUUUUUAUGAAUUCUGAGUUUGUUUCUUUGUUCUUUGUUACAUGAAUCUAUGCAAACAGUGUUUGCAUUUCCUUGUUCCUUUUAAAAAAAAGUGCAAAGUAGUAUUGCAUCUUCUUUUGUAUAACUCCUGAUAAGACUUCCUGAGAGCUUGUAAAAUUUCUCAUAUGAUAUAGGAGAAAACAGUCUUCAAAUAAUAUAGAAGAAAAGAUGAUAUGAGAGUGCAUGAAAUAUACUUUUAUUCUAAAGGGUAAAAAUAAACACACUAGUAUGAAUACAUGUAUAAUGGUCAUUAUUACUUUGUAACUUUGUUAGCUUUUAAAGGGUUGCUAAGAAUUGUGCCUAAAGAUUUUAUAAAAAACAUUUUCUACCUCUUGUGAAAUGGCUUUCCCCCCUGGUUAUGUGUGUUGGAGUUCUUCUGUGUCAUAGCAAAAAUGUGGGAUUUUUUUUAAGACUUCAGUAUUCUAGCUUACAUCAUUACAGCAGAAUACUUUAGUAACUACUGCAGUAUUUGGUAGCUACUAAGUUAUCUUUUUAGAUUUGCUGUAAUUCCAAGUGUUCCCUCUGGAGUGCUGUUCUUCAGGGAAUAUGGUCUUCAAACAUAGGAUAAAGAGGCAAAAUGUUUCAUGGAGAUCAGAUAAAAAGUGCAGCAGAAAGGCUACUGAAUAGAUAAGUAUUUGUUGGAAGCUCUCUGAAGUCUUUAUAUAACUGUAUAACCCUGUAGUAAAAAAAAAAAGUAAAAAAGUAAAAAAUUGUCAUAAGUAAAAAUAAAUUGUUUUAAACAGUGUAGCUUCAUCUGUAAAAAAGUAAAAAAUUGUCAUAAGUAAAAAUAAAUUGUUUUAAACAGUGUAGCUUCAUCUGUAUAGCAAUACUGCUAAGGUUAAAAGCUAACAAAGCUUUAAAAUAAUAAAAUGCAAAAUAAAAUUUACUUUAAAAUAGCAAAAUGCAAUUUACUUUUCUUAAUACAGAGCACUAAAUGGUUUGCAUGUGAAUUAGGCAAGUGAUUGGAAAAACUAUUAUGUAGAGUGUCUCCAAUAAUUCUUUUUUAUUUUAAGCGACUAGUGAAGCUGGUACUGCUUUUGAUGUGAAACCUAAAAUGCAAGUAAGGAAAAACUAUCAGUGGAGGAGGUUCAGACUGGAACUGGUAGAUGAGAUUUAAUGCAAGUUCCAGUUUUCUCUCUUGUUCACUUGAGCAAGCAGUCUAGUAGGCAAGCUAUACUUGUACAGCCUUCACAGAAAUUUUGAAAUGUGCUGGUUGCAGUAAAUGCUGUGUAUAGUGCAGUCACUGUCUCCUGGAUUAAAUGCAGCGUGUAUGUUCUCUGUAUUCUCUUGUUUAUGAAAAAGCUGCUCAGCUCCAGUACCAGUAGAACUGACUUGAGAAUGAACUCUGAUCAUGAAUAACCUAUGCUCAGAGGCAGUCAUUUGUGAUUGUUAGUUAUGUAUAUGAGUGCAACAGUUUUUUUGUUCAUACACAGUAUCACAUUCAUGAAAUGCAUAUCUCAAAUUCAGCUUUGUCUCUUGGAAAUCUGGUUAAAUGAGCUUUCUUACAGCUAAUCUUUCAUGGUUUUUUUGGCCAUUCUGAAUGUAAAAUAAGGUUUGGAAAAAUAAAUGAAUUUCAAAAGCUUCUGUUUUUUCAUGUCAAAAGACCAAAUGAAAUGGACAUACACUGUAGACAAAGAAUAAGGUAACUUGAAGAAAAGCCACUUAUUUUCUACUUCAAUGUUUAAUUAUUAGUCUGGCUAGUAAAUCUAUUAAAAAAAAAAAAGGACCCCCCC